GCGGUGACGGGAUCCAGUCAGCUCGACUCUCUCUCUGCGUAAACUUCUCGGAAAGGCGUUUAUUUAGCGACUUAUUCAGUGAUUCCUGCGUGGAUACGAGGUGGAAACCAGCGGAGAGCUCAGGGAAGCAGCAUUCCUGGAUUAGGAAGGUAAAUCCAGUUGAAUGUAACAGUGCUGGCAGAAACACAUGGCUUCACUCUCGGUCCACUUUGAGGAUUUGAGGAAAAAGGCAGAAUCAUGUCUGUCCACGUCGGCCUCGGCCCAGGAGGCUAAACUCUUUGCAUUGGCUAUGGCAGAGACGGCCAUGCCACUGUCCAGCAGAUACAAGCACAUCCCUGCUGAGACCAUCAUAUCAGACAACGUCCCUGGAAAGAACCUCCAAGAAGUUAUGGAGUCCCUGAACCGUGUGGUCAAAGCUCUGAACAUCCUGGAGAAAUACGGCUGUAAUUUAUUGAACCCAAACAGACCCAAAUACUGGCGCAAUGUUAAAUUCAACAAUCCAGUGUUCAAGGCUGCAGUGGACACUGUAAAGGGUGGCAGAGAUGUUUUAAUGCUUUAUGGAUACACCGUUGGGCAGGACGACGGCCUGAGCUUUCCUGAGGAUGUCACAGCUCCUGAUGUCCACACAGUUUCUGCAGUGACCACAGAGAUCAUGACCCUACGAGAGGAGUUGGACUUACUCAGCAAGGGCACACAUGCACAUCCUGAGUUUUUUGAGAAGAUGAUUCCAUCACUUGGACAACAAGAGCAAGACAAGGAGAUUGAGCCAGACGCUGUGGUCAUCCCCGUCCCUGUCCCUAAACCCCGAACAAUUAUAGGGACAGUAAAGCAGUCCCCUCGGGAUUCUCCAAAAACCUCAAUCCCACCAAAAGUAUCAGUGUGUAACAUCUGUGGGGGGAAUCCCUGCAUUCUCUGCCAGCCUUGCGGAUCUCUGCCAUUCUGUCAGAAGUGUGACAACAUGGUCCAUCUUCACCCGAAUAAAACCAACCACAAAAGAGAGCCCAUUCAGACACCACAGCAAGGGAAGUGUGUUAUCUGCGGAAUCUCCACUGUGUCUGCAUUCUGUGUGACCUGCAACCAACGACUGUGUACCGAGUGUGACAAACUGUACCACUCACACCCUGACAGAGUGGGCCACAAACGAGAAAUCCUACAGACCCCUACAAAACCAAGUGUCAAACCCCGUGUCACCACUGGAGCCCCUGCUGGACGGGAGGAUACCUUGCAGCAGUCCACGCUAACAGAGUGGGUGUGUAUGAGCUGUACGAUGGUGAACUCAGGCAGCAGUGUAUUGUGUGAUGCGUGUGAGCGCCCCCGUCUGGCUAAGCAAGCCACACCACCACAGGCAACGCAGUGGGAAUGCAAGAUGUGUACCUUCAUUAAUAUGAGCGCAGCCCUGAAGUGUGAGAUGUGUGAGAUGCCUCAGGAAGAGGAUAAAAAUCCAGCAACGGGAAUUACUGCUCCAGUUAUGGAGAAGAAUACUCCCCUUGGGGUCUUGCCAGCCAGAGCUGAUGAAGUAGCUAUGGAUGAGCCUCAUAUUAAACCCAAAACAGUGGACAUGCAAAAACAGAGCCAAAUGAGGGAGGAGGGAUUAAAACUGCUCCGUCAGAUCAAAGAGGGAGAGAAAAAAGCACGCAGCCCAGAGGAAGUGUAUGCUGCCAUCAAGCUGUGUGGUGGCAGUAACCCUUCAGACUGGCUGCAGUCUGAGCUGCCACACCAGCUGGAUGAAAUCUGUGCUUUAGCGGCUUCGAUCCAGCCAGACUUCGGAACAGGCGGUCAAAUCCUUCUGUCCAGGACGGAGGCCAAACAGGCGUGGAUCAGCUCUGGGGGAAACGCUCAGAAAGCCGUUGCACACCUGCUGAAAAAAAGAGCAGACCAGCUGUGUGUGCUCAACAAAGCGGGCUUUGUGGACAAAUUAGAGUGUGACAAGGCAUUAUUCAUAAAUGGAGGGGAUCUAGAGGGCGCCCUGUCUCAUCUACAGCGUCCCCUACUGCAGCAUUUCCAUCAGAACAUCUGGAAGGAGCAGUCAAAGGUCCAUUUCAACAUCGAUCAUCCUGAUAAAGAAUGGCUCUGCCGCAGGCUUCUAGGCCUGUAUAAUCUGCCCAGCUGGGGACGGAGCCUGCUGGCCCUGACCUUAUUGCAGGAGCCUAAUGUUGAGUAUUCUCUGGAGGACGUGAUCCAGGCUGUGAGGGACCAUCACGACAAAGAUUUCAUUAACCGCAUCCUUAACAAAGAGUGUGAAGUAUGCUAUGGCAGCUUUCCUCAGAGAAAGAUGCAGGCUCUGACGUUCUGCCAGUGCUCCAUGUGCUGUGAGUGUUUUAAACAGCACUUUACAGUGGCUCUGAGGGAUAAGCACAUCAGAGACAUGGUCUGUCCGGUAUGUGAGGAGCCAGACAUUAAUGACCCUGAAGCACUGCAGACCUACUUCUCCACUCUGGAUGUGCAGUUAAGGGAGUAUUUAGAGCCUGACGUACACGAGCUGUUCGGUAAGAAGCUGAUGGAACACACUCUGAAGAAGGAUCCAAAGUUUCUGUGGUGUUGCCAUUGCACCAAUGGCUUCAUCAAUGACAAAGACGAGUUCAAAGUCACUUGUCCAGAUUGUCACCAAAGCUUUUGUUCCAAGUGCAGAAAGCCUUGGGAAGUUCAACAUGAAGGUGUGUCAUGUAAUGACUUCCAGACAUGGAAGCGAGACAAUGAUCCAGAAUAUCAGAAACAGGGCCUGGCUGGAUUUCUGAAAGAAAAUGGCAUCAAUUGUCCCAGCUGUAAGUUUCAGUAUGCUCUGGCCAAAGGCGGCUGUAUGCACUUCACCUGCGGCCAGUGCAGGUAUGAGUUCUGCUGUGGCUGCAACAACAUUUUCCACAAGAAACAAUGUGUAGACGGUCAGUGUGUAGUGAAUGGUCUUCAUGCUCAUCAUCCUCGGGACUGCCUCUUCUACUUGAGAGACUGGGAGCCAGCCAGGCUACAGGAUUUGUUACAGAGAGGUAGAGUGGAGUUUAACACAGACCCUCCUGAGGGGACAGAGAACGCUGUGUGUGGAGUGUUGGAGCAGAAGGAUGGUGGGCAGGAUGCUCCGUGUGGAAAUCAAACCCAGGAAGGCCAUGCUGGACUCUGCGAUAAACACUACCGAGAGUACCUGGUCAGUCUGAUUAAUGCACACUCUCUGGACCCUGCUGUUCUGAUGGACGAGGGUGAAUUAAUCGCCACGUGUAAACGACACAAGAUUCAACCUGAAAGAGAGCAAGAGGAGGAUGAUGAGGCGUAUCACUCCAGACUGCAGCAGAAAUUGAUGGAGAUUCCACUGGGUGAUAAAGUUCCUCGAAAGAUGUGACUCAGACGUGGGCCUCAGGAACAUUGACCCCUCUGCUGUGAUUCACCAUCUACCAGCACACCACUGGUUAAUACUUGGCGCCUUUUGACGAAACGUGCUGUUUUGAAUAUUGACCAUGUCAUUUAAAUGAUUUGUGUAUAUUUAGGAGUUUUUCCUUUUGAUCUCUGCUGUCAACAAGCAGAAUUCUGAAGAAGAGUCUCCUUCCCCAGCAGAUCAUGAAAGUUUCAUGAGCUGUGAAGUUGUUUUUAUUUUCACAUAUAUGAUAACUUUUUUCAGUAGCUUUCAGUGGUACAACAAUGUUAGCAAGUGUACAUUAUCAUUGUUGGCAACUAAGACAAGCAACUACCACUUCAUUUUUGUCUGACACUGAGGUAAAAUAUGUUUAUUUCUACUGAGAGCCAAAAAACUGUCUACUAAUUACAUCACAAAUGGUAACUAUCGGGGUCCAAGCACGACACACUCUAUAGAGUCAGUACACUUGUAGUAGUUAGAACACAAAUGAUGAGUGGAGUUUUUAGAUUUGCCUUUAAUUAUAAUAAUUGUUGAGGAGAAGGCAAAAGCUGAUGUAUACCAGUGUGUUUGUACACACUGGCCUUAUGACCUUGUUAAGGGAAUCAAUGGGGUUUUAACAAGCAAAUAUAAAACUGAAAUUUUUACAUUAUUUUUGUUGGCAUAGUUGUUGAACUGAAUCAUUCUGUAGCAAUUACUUUGUUCUUCCUUUAUUCUCAAAGUGCACAAGAAGGUUUAUUAUUGUGUGAAAAUCACUAAAAUGUUUUCUUGGUGGAACAAGCCUUUGAACACUCCCUGGGGGUUGAUUUCUGAACUUGUCUCUCUUUAAACUUCUCUUUUGUUCGAUUUUUGUUUGGUUGAGGGAUGAGCAGUACAUAGCACUACAAUGUGUUCAUGAUAAACAAAUAACAGAAACAGUCUGUAAUAUUCUCACACUCCAAGUCACAUACUGUUUACAGUAAAGUUUCAGUAGAUUGUGUGUAGACAGACAUACAACAUUAAUGACGACUAAAUUAGUUAAAACGGAAACCUGUAUUUUGUGGAGUUAGUUUGUUGAGGUUUGAUCAUUAUGCAAAGAAAUUGUGUUUUUUUGGCUUGUAGGUUUCUGUUUACUAUUGUGUGUUAACUGUUUUGAGAAUAUGACUCCUGUAUAAAUGGGUAAAUCGUUUUUAAGUCAUGAUCAUUCAAAUUCUUAACAUAUUAAACAUUCCUUGUGUG
Pygocentrus nattereri (red-bellied piranha) is the source of this 4555-nucleotide messenger RNA. RefSeq names its product E3 ubiquitin-protein ligase RNF31. The transcript has 23 exons. Gene Ontology annotation, biological process: protein linear polyubiquitination. The coding region runs from base 188 to 3328 and encodes 1046 amino acids. Gene Ontology annotation, molecular function: ubiquitin protein ligase activity; linear polyubiquitin binding; K63-linked polyubiquitin modification-dependent protein binding. Lineage: Eukaryota; Metazoa; Chordata; Actinopteri; Characiformes; Serrasalmidae. The record is from RefSeq and is a predicted model, not a curated record. Gene Ontology annotation, cellular component: LUBAC complex.